AUGGAAGGCAUCGUUCAGCUUCAUAAAGACGCACUAGUAAUAUCUGUCCUUGUCAAUAAAUUUAGAAUCAAACGUAUGCUAAUUGAUCUAGGUAGCUCAGCUAAUAUCAUCCGAUGGAGAGUUAUCGAGGAGCUGGGACUACUAGAUCAGAUCGUACCAGCAAUACGAGUCUGCAACAGAUUCAACAUGCCCUGCGAAACGACAAAGGGUGAGAUCUUACCGAUCAACAUGGCAGGAACUACGCAGCAGACCAAAUUUUAUGUGAUAGAGGGAGACAUGGGAUACAAUGCAUUGCUGGGAAGACCGUGGAUUCACCUCAUGAAAGCGGUCCCCUCAACUAUGCAUCAGGCGUUGAAAUUCCCGACCCCAGAGGGGAUCAAAACCAUUCAUGGUGAACAACAGGCCGCAAAGGAAAUGUUCGCGGUCGAAGAAUCUGUUAAGACUACAAAGAUACCAGAUUGGAACGAAGGGGAAAGUGCCAAAUAG
Messenger RNA from Lycium ferocissimum, 486 nucleotides. RefSeq lists its product as uncharacterized. NCBI's taxonomy places the organism in Eukaryota, Viridiplantae, Streptophyta, Magnoliopsida, Solanales, Solanaceae. Bases 1 to 486 code for a protein of 161 amino acids. The record is from RefSeq and is a predicted model, not a curated record. The transcript has a single exon.